Python bivittatus (Burmese python) is the source of this 1881-nucleotide messenger RNA. RefSeq names its product F2R like trypsin receptor 1 (gene F2RL1). Gene Ontology annotation, biological process: positive regulation of Rho protein signal transduction; phospholipase C-activating G protein-coupled receptor signaling pathway; thrombin-activated receptor signaling pathway. Lineage: Eukaryota; Metazoa; Chordata; Lepidosauria; Squamata; Pythonidae. The record is from RefSeq and is a predicted model, not a curated record. Gene Ontology annotation, cellular component: plasma membrane. Gene Ontology annotation, molecular function: thrombin-activated receptor activity.
UUUUAUAGGCUGCAGCGAAACUCCGGUGAAACUCCCGGGGUGCCGACGGGAAAGGAAGUGGAAGUUCCGGCGCUCUGGUGGGUGCCGUGCCGCGGACAUGGGGCGCCUCCACCAGCCUUGGCUGAGGGUCCUGGUCCUGGGGGGAGCUCUGGCCGUCGUCUGCGCUACAGUGACAAACCAAAGUAACUCUUCAAAAGGAAGAAGCUUUAUCGGUCAUAAAACCAAUUCAACAGAUAAGGAAGCGUACAACAUAGAUGACUUCGCUGCCAAAAUCCUCACAGGAAAACUGACUACAGUUUUCUUCCCUGUGAUCUACAUUAUAGUUUUCAUCGUUGGCUUGCCAAGCAAUGCCAUGGCUCUGUGGGUUUUUUUCUUCAGAACAAAGAAGAAACACCCCGCAGUGAUCUAUAUGGCUAACCUGGCUCUGGCAGAUCUCCUCUUCGUAAUCUGGUUCCCUCUGAAAAUUGCGUACCAUAUUAAUGGCAACAACUGGAUUUAUGGGGAAAUCCUAUGCAAAAUACUUGUUGGGUUCUUUUAUGGAAACAUGUACUGCUCUAUUCUUUUUAUGACAUGCCUCAGCGUGCAAAGGUAUUGGGUAAUUGCAAACCCCAUCCUGCACUCAAGAAAGAACUCGGAAAUUGCUGUGAGAGUUUCAGCGGCAGUAUGGGUACUGAUACUGCUUGGCACAGUGCCACUGUAUCUUGUUGACCAAACUGUUUAUAUUUCUAACCUUAACAUCACCACUUGUCAUGAUGUCUUACCUCAGGCUGUGUUGGCCAAUGACAUGUUUAACUACUUCCUUUCCCUGGCCAUUGGGGUCUUCUUAUUCCCAGCUGUUCUCACUUCUGUGGCUUACAUUCUCAUGAUAAGGACUCUUAAUGCUUCCACAACAGAUGUAACGAUUGGGAAGAAAAGGAGAAGAGCCAUCAAGCUCAUCCUUACAGUGCUUUCUAUGUACUUGAUCUGUUUCCUGCCUGCCAAUAUUCUGCUUGUGGUCCAUUAUGCCCAGAUCAAAAGCAGCGGCCUCAGUAACAUAUACGCAUCUUAUAUCACAGUGCUUUGCCUUUCUGUUCUAAACAGCUGCAUCGAUCCAUUUAUCUACUACUUCAUUUCAAAAGACUUUAGGGAUAAUCUGAAAAAUGCCCUCCUCUGUCGAAGUGUGCGCACUACCAAGAGGAUGCAAGUCUCCCUCUCUUCAAACAGAUACCCAAGAAAAUCGCCCUCUUAUUCCUCCAGUUCAAACACAACUAAGUCAACUUACUAAAUUUGUGCAUGUAAGACAGGAAUGCCUGGGUUCCCAUGGACAGAACAUUAAACUGAACUCCAAUAACAUUUAAUAAACAAAUGUUCAGAGCUGGUAGACUUAUUUUCCAUACAGAAUCAUAUGAACAAGCAUGCUCUUCACAAAGGGAAAAAUCAAUGUGGCACCCCUGAUAUGGAUAAUACUGUAUAUUUGAGUGUCGUUUUUAGACCACUGCAAGACAGGAUUGUUUUUACAACUGAUUAGCAGAUGUGCAAAGAAGUCUUCCAUGUUGGUGUUGAUCAGCCAAGCAACUUGCACCCAGUGCUCAACUGGUUUGAGCUUUUAGGCAAGUUCUGUUUCAUAAGAACAGAAGGGGAAUUGUAGGAGAACAUGAGUAAUUGUCCCUGUUUGCCAAACCUGUCUUUUCCUAAUCCAGGAUCCGUGAAAGCCCUGGAAUACCAUAUUAUUGAUAUCCCAGUGACUGUUCUUUGCACUAAUAUACUUAAUACCUUUAUUUUAACUGUGCUAUGAAUAUGCAAUGUUUCCAGUAAUGUAGCAUGUAAUUAUUUGCUUACUGCAAUAUUUUAAAUGUUUUUAAUUAAAGGAAUGCUUUUAUAUACAAGUGAGUUUGUGUGGAU